This is a messenger RNA of Fundulus heteroclitus (mummichog), 2831 nucleotides long. Its product is annotated as protocadherin alpha-10-like. The coding region runs from base 423 to 2816 and encodes 797 amino acids. Gene Ontology annotation, molecular function: calcium ion binding. Gene Ontology annotation, cellular component: plasma membrane. NCBI's taxonomy places the organism in Eukaryota, Metazoa, Chordata, Actinopteri, Cyprinodontiformes, Fundulidae. Gene Ontology annotation, biological process: homophilic cell-cell adhesion. The transcript has a single exon. The record is from RefSeq and is a predicted model, not a curated record.
AUUACGGCAUUCGAAAUGGGAGGAGUUGAGGAACAUGCUUAAGUAUGAAAUAUUUUGCUACUUGCAGCAUACACACACGUGACUAUCUCUAUUAAAGCACAAAAAAGGGGGCAUGACUCUUCCUAACUUGCGGUAAAUGCAAUACCUAAAUAUGUCCACACGGGGACAUAGUAGACCAUCACAUAUCAGCUGGCUGUACCAUAUCUCGGGCUCCUCCCUUCUUUAGUACAUGUUUCAAAAGCCACAGAGACAAAGGGAUUCAGAGAAGGAAAAGGAACGGUGCGGCAACCAUUUUCUUUCUGCAUGAAAGAACCCUCAAAUCAUCAGUUUCUAUCCAUUGCUUUUUGGCUUUGAAUGUAGAUUAUAGCAAAGGAUAUAUCAAUUUCACAGUAAUUUGUAGGUUUUUCCAGUUGGAUGUAAAUAUGCAUAGACCAGAUGGAUCAAGCUCUGUUUGGAUAUAUGUCAUCUUUCUGCUGCUGGAUUGUUAUUUGGAAGCUGUUUUUGGGCAUCUCUCUUACUCCGUCUCAGAGGAGGUGGACCGUGGAACCUUUGUGGGAAAUAUUGCGAAAGAUCUCAAUAUAAAUGUCCAGGAGCUGGAAACCCGAAUGUUUCAGAUUGUUGCCGGAUCAAAGACAAAGUAUUUUGAGGUAAACCUAAAGACUGGUGCUCUGUACGUAAAUGAGAGAAUAGAUCGAGAGGAACUCUGUAGUGAUGAAGCCAAAUGUUCACUUAAUGUAGAAGCAGUUAUUAACAAUCCACUUAAACUGUACCGCUUUGAAAUUACAAUCCUUGAUGUUAAUGAUAAUUCUCCAUCUUUUCCAAAGACAUUUCGAUCAAUAAACAUCAGUGAAAACACAGUAAUAGGGGCAAAAUUCCCAAUGACUCCUGCUGAAGAUUCGGAUGUUGGGAAGAACACUGUUAAUAUCUACAAACUUAGUCAAAAUAAUUAUUUUGCUCUGGUUACACAUAAAGGAGAUAGUGUUGCACCCGAGCUUGUCUUGCAGAAAGCUUUAGAUAGAGAGAAACAGGCUGUUGUUAAGCUGGUAUUAACUGCCGUUGAUGGAGGAACACCAGCUAAGUCUGGUAGCAUGACAAUAUUGGUGAAUGUUUUAGAUAUUAAUGACAAUGCUCCAGUAUUCACUCAAACUCUGUACAAAGCAACAGUGUAUGAAAAUGCUAAAAUAGGCACGUCGAUAAUAUCAGUAAAUGCAACUGAUUUGGAUGCAGGACAGAAUGGAGAAGUGAUUUAUUCAUUUAGUGAAAUGGGUCGAGGGAAACAGACUGAUGUAUUUGAAAUAGAGGAGAAAACAGGGAUUAUAAAAAUUAAGAAGAAUAUAGAUUUUGAAGAAAAUAAUGCUUUUCAGAUUCGAGUGCAGGCCAGUGAUGGGGGACCCUCACCACACACAUCAAAUGCAAAAUUACUGAUUGAGGUUUUAGAUGUAAAUGACAACGCUCCUGCAAUUACAGUAACGUCCCUGUUAAAUACAGUUAAAGAGGAUGCAUCCAUUGGCACUGCCAUUGCUCUUGUUUCAAUUUUUGAUAAAGACAGCAGUAACAAUGCCAUGGUGAAUUGCAAGAUCUCCAAUAACGUUCCCUUUAAAUUAGAGUCAAAUUAUAAGAAUUACUAUUCUCUAGUUGUGGAUGGACCUCUAGACAGAGAAAAAGCACCUCACUAUAAUAUUAGCAUCACUGCUGCAGAUGAGGGAAGCCCACCUCUUUCCAGCACCAGCGUCAUUUUUGUACACGUCUCUGAUGUAAAUGAUAACAAACCUCAUUUCUCAGAAAGCACUGUAAACAUCUUUAUUAAAGAAAACAGUCCAACAGGAGCAAUUAUUAAAACAGUAUCAGCAGAUGAUGCAGACACUGAUCAAAAUGGAAAGGUUACCUACUCACUGUUACAGGACAAUAGAAACUCACUGCCACUGAGUUCAAUGAUAAACAUCAACUCAGAGACUGGAGAUAUAAUCAGUCUGCAGUCUUUUAACCAUGAGGAGUUAACAACAUUUGAAUUUAAAGUUCAGGCCACAGACUCUGGUGUUCCUCCACUCAGCAGCAACGUCACAGUAAACGUUUUCAUCCUGGAUGAAAAUGAUAAUAAUCCAUCAAUUUUAGCUCCUUAUUCUGAGCACGGUUCUGUUAACGGUGAGACCAUCCCUUAUUCUGCUGAAGCAGGAUACUUUGUAGCAAAGAUCAGGGCUGUGGACGCAGACUCUGGAUACAAUGCGCUGCUUUCUUAUCACCUGUCUGAGCCCAAAGGAAACAACCUGUUCAGGAUCGGAACCAGCACCGGGGAAAUCAGGACUAAGAGGAGAAUGAGCGACAAUGACCUGAAAACGCACCCCUUGGUGGUGCUGGUUUCUGAUAACGGAGAACCUUCCCUGUCAGCUACGGUGUCUAUUGAGGUGAUGGUGGUUGAAAGCACAGCUGACGUCCAGACUCAGUUCAGACAUGUUCCUAUAAAGGAGGACAGCUUCUCUGACUUGAACUUGUAUCUGCUGAUCGCCAUCGUGUCGGUGUCUGUGAUCUUCCUGCUGAGUCUCAUCAGUCUAAUAGCUGUCAGAUGCCACAGGACAGACGGCACUUUCAGCAGGUACAGCGCCCCCAUGAUCACCACCCACCCUGACGGGAGCUGGUCUUACUCUAAAGCUACCCAGCAGUAUGACGUGUGUUUCAGCUCAGACACACUGAAGAGUGAUGUAGUGGUUUUCCCCGCACCGUUUCCACCUGCAGAUGCUGAAUUGAUCAGUAUUAAUGGAGGAGAUACUUUUACCAGAACUCAGACUUUACCCAACAAAGAGAAGGUAAGACCCUGCUGAUUUAUAACACUUUGA